Metarhizium album ARSEF 1941 is the source of this 1353-nucleotide messenger RNA. Its product is annotated as mitotic inducer phosphatase cdc25. Gene Ontology annotation, biological process: protein dephosphorylation; G2/M transition of mitotic cell cycle; positive regulation of G2/M transition of mitotic cell cycle. The record is from RefSeq and is a predicted model, not a curated record. The transcript has 3 exons. Bases 1 to 1353 code for a protein of 450 amino acids. Gene Ontology annotation, molecular function: protein tyrosine phosphatase activity. Gene Ontology annotation, cellular component: nucleus; cytoplasm. Lineage: Eukaryota; Fungi; Ascomycota; Sordariomycetes; Hypocreales; Clavicipitaceae.
AUGAUGGGCUGCAUAAAGACUCGUCACUUUGUGACUACACCUCCGUUGCCCUCGAGUUCCCCUGCUCCCGUCGUGGAGUACAUGGAGCUAUCUCCUCUCCCGCACAAAGCACCAUUCUUUUCACAGAUGGAGAUCAGCUCUCCGACGCCAGGCUCCAUGACUUCGUACGACCAAGAUAUGGUGCUUGACUCGCCAGCUCCCAUCCCUCGCCAGCUCUCGUCGGAGGCGGCCAACUAUUUUCUGGCUGAUCGUAGGAUAGCAGCCCCACGUAGGCCUUCAUUAAGUCGGAUGAAAGCUUUUAGUUCCACUCCAAUGCUCUCGAGAGCUCAAAGCGACACCCACAACCCGUUGCCCCCCUUCCGCUUUGGCGCCGACUCCGCCAUGAACUCCAAUCUCUCUCUAUGGGAAUGCUUCGAAUCCGCUUCUCCGCCCCAGGACCGGAAGCAGCCGGUACCUGACAAUAGCCCCUGCGUGCUGGCUGCAGUUUCUCGACCUCGCCCUUUAUUUACUGGUGUUGGUGGUGCUGGAGCCACACGCUUUGGAUCACCCAUCAACGGCCAUGCCAGAAGGCAGUCGAAUCCAUUCUUAAGGAACCCCAAGCAAGUUCGCCGGUCGUUGAGCAUGUUUGAACACCCGGCCGAUAUCAUGAAGCCCAAGACUGAAGUCGAGGAGCCACCCGCUUCAUCAUUGAAAUCCGUCAUGGAUAUUGAAGAAGUGCAUGAACCCGUACUUCCCCAUUUCUUGCUGGAUGAUCCCACCGAUUCUAUUCCUCGAAUUGCCAAAGAGACAUUGCUUGACGUUCUGGAUGGUAAAUUCGCCGAGCAUUUUGAUCAAAAAAUGGUUAUUGAUUGUCGCUUCGAAUAUGAGUAUGACGGAGGACACAUCGAGGGAGCCGUCAACCACAACGAUAAGGAACUACUGGCUACCCAACUAUUUCAAACACCAAUUACGGGUCGCACUUUAUUGAUAUUCCACUGCGAGUAUUCAGCCCACCGUGCACCAUUGAUGGCCCGCCACGUCCGCUCUCAUGACCGGACAGUCAAUGCAGAACACUACCCCAAGUUGACAUAUCCAGAGGUGUAUAUUCUUGAUGGCGGAUACAGCGGGUUCUUUGCCGAACACCGUGGGAGAUGCUACCCUCCUGAAUACGUUGAAAUGUCCGAUGAGAAGCAUCAACGCACAUGUGAAAGGGAAAUGAGUCGUUUAAAAGCGAGAAAGGGCUUGGGGCGCUCCCAAACUUUCGCUUUCGGACAGCGAGAGCCCUGCAUAAACGACUCUCCCACCGCACAGAUUCGACCCAGCUCACGGAACACGACACUGUCGAUGCUGACUCGUCGGAUGGCCUCCUACUGA